Molecule: messenger RNA, 1095 nt
Organism: Psylliodes chrysocephalus
Lineage: Eukaryota; Metazoa; Arthropoda; Insecta; Coleoptera; Chrysomelidae
Source: the annotation of a GenBank genome assembly
AUGGACGCAUUUAAGGUUUUCGUGAAUGGAAAGCCAAUUUAUUUUCAAGACAGGCGAGAUGUAUUAAUGAACAUGGCAAAAGAUGAUGAAUACCUUUUGGAUUACAUACACAGGGCAGUUCUAACUAAUUCACUUGCCCAAUAUGGAAUUUAUAAUCAUAUGAGUGAUCAAAUUACUGUGGAAAGGGAAGAAAACCAGGAAUUUUUAAAUGUGGAUAACUCAGAAAAUGAAUGCCUAGAAAUGGAAAUGGACAAUAUUUUACAUACAAAUACAUUAAAUAACAAUCUCAACAAAAAUGUAUCUGAUCAUUCAAUUAUGGUUUGGACAAAUAAGGCGCACCCUUCAAAAGUAGAUAAUGAUGCUACAAGGGAAUUAAUAAAGUUAAGAGGAUCUCAUAAAUUUAAGAGAAGGUUAGAUGACAAAAGUCACAAUAAGUUACAAAUAUGGAUUGAAAUUGCCCAAGAAAUGUGCAAAGCUGGAUUUGAAGUAGGAUCCAAAAAGGAAGGCGGAGUAAGGUGUAGGCAAAAAUGGGCAAAUUUGCAACGAACAUAUUAUAAAUAUAAAAGUAAUCAAAGAAGUACAGGAGCUGAAUAUCUGGACCCUCCCCCGUUUUUUGCAGAAAUCGACAAUAUUUUAGGACAAAAGGAUAUAGCAACACCUAAAUAUUUAAUGCAUUCUAGAUGCACUACAAAUACCCCUACAUUUGAAAAGAGAAAUAACAUUCCCACAACGUCAAAUGGUACACAAACUAUAGAUCAAUUUGAAGAACCAUGUUAUUUGUCAAAUAUAAGUGAAACGUCGAGUGAAACCUAUUUACAUGAAACACAAAAAAAAAGUAUUUUUGAAAAUGUUAAAAAAACUGUUAAAUGUUCUGACAAGGAAGUAAUUUUAAAAGAAAUUUCCAACUUAGUACAUUUAACUAAUUCACAUUUUGAAGAAGUGAAGAAUCAAAAUGCCGAGCACCACGAAUUUAUAAAAAAUGCAGUAAAAACUGAAGAAAACCAAAGGGCAGCUUUUUUAAAACUUUUCAGUGAUUUAGUCAAAUCUGUCACAAAUAAAAACAAAAGAAAGCAUUCAGAUGAUGAAAGUGAAUGA